This is a messenger RNA of Guillardia theta CCMP2712, 714 nucleotides long. RefSeq lists its product as hypothetical. The record is from RefSeq and is a predicted model, not a curated record. Bases 1 to 615 code for a protein of 204 amino acids. The transcript is spliced from 6 exons. Gene Ontology annotation, molecular function: mRNA binding. NCBI's taxonomy places the organism in Eukaryota, Cryptophyceae, Pyrenomonadales, Geminigeraceae. Gene Ontology annotation, cellular component: mRNA cleavage factor complex.
AUGGCGGGAGGGGAGCGGCUGAAGACGAUUUUGAACGCGUACCCUCUGGAGCAGUACAAGAUCGGGACCAAGGAAGACAAAGAUGAAGAGAAGGAUCCCAGCUCUAGGUUCGUCCGGAUGGAAGCAAAAUAUGAGCAGGAGGGGCUGAGAAGAACAGUGGAAGGGGUUCUGAUUGUGCACCAGCACAAACAUCCCCAUGUCCUCCUAUUGCAAGUUGGGGCCCACCAGAUCUUUCGGCUGCCUGGCGGGAGGCUAAGGCCGGGAGAGACGGAGGAAGACGGACUGAAGAGAAAGCUGAUCAACAAACUGGCUCCUCCGGACUUCAAGGAGGAGGAGCCCCUGCCCUGGGAGGUCGGGGAAGAGCUGGCGACAUGGUGGAGGCCGAACUUCGACUCGCGGCAGUAUCCAUACCUCCCUGUGCAUGUGACGAGACCGAAGGAGUGUAGAAAGUUGUUUCUGAUCCACCUUCCGGAAACAUGCACUUUUGCCGUAGCCAAGAAUCACACUCUUGUGGCGAUCCCCUUCUACGAGCUCUAUGACAACCAGGAUAGAUACGGGCCUGUGAUAUCUUCCAUACCCAUCCUCCUCGCCGGAAAAUCAGUCUUGCCGCUCUAGAUCAGCACCGAGUUACGCGCCAGUCAUAUUGUUUUAAUAUUUUUUUCUCAUGAAUCUUUUUGUCGUUUUGUACGAAGCAAUAAAUUUUCAAAAAAUGCG